Messenger RNA from Gloeophyllum trabeum ATCC 11539, 570 nucleotides. RefSeq lists its product as uncharacterized. The record is from RefSeq and is a predicted model, not a curated record. The transcript has a single exon. Lineage: Eukaryota; Fungi; Basidiomycota; Agaricomycetes; Gloeophyllales; Gloeophyllaceae. The coding region runs from base 1 to 570 and encodes 189 amino acids.
AUGCUGUCCGCGCUCCCGCUUAUACUUGAAGAACGAAGGAAGACGACCGGAGAUGGUCGAGAAGAAGAAGAAGAAGAAGAAGAAGAAGAAGGGCACUUCGUGCCCGAGGAGGAAGAGAAGACCACGCUCACUUCGUUCGCGUUUCGACUACACUACACUACCCGCACCCGCGCCCCGGCGAUGGUCAUGGAUCUACGAGACCUGCGCGCUGGGGCGCGCCCACACACUCGUUGGUUCCUGUUUCAACUCCCCUACGUUCGACAAGCAAAAAUUGUCUGCUGCCGUUGGUUUUCUGGCAGGCCAUGGGCUUUUGACGCAUCCCGUCUCAUCAUUCCUCCUUUGCCUUCUGAGGAGGAAGUCGUUUGGUUUCGUAACUUAUUUAAUGUUCGCCUAGAACACGAAAUAUGUCUGGAUUGGUUCAAUAAAUUAUUACUUUCGUCUCUCUGCUCUUGCGUGCCAGUGCACCUGUCCUCCAUCAACAUUCAAUCACUCGUGCUGCAGGUCGUGCCUUGGCUUAUCCUCUCCCAGUCCACAGCGCGAUACCGAUACGCGCUCGCAAUCGCAAUCUAA